Stegodyphus dumicola is the source of this 1873-nucleotide messenger RNA. RefSeq lists its product as uncharacterized. Lineage: Eukaryota; Metazoa; Arthropoda; Arachnida; Araneae; Eresidae. The record is from RefSeq and is a predicted model, not a curated record.
UCUAAUGAAUCAUCACUGCUGAGGGGAGAAAACGCAUCCCCCCAUGGCCUUAAUUUUUGCAUAGCUGUCAAACUUACCUCAAAAACUGUGUGGCUGUUCUAUUUAAUAAAUUGCUUAUGGAAAAAUAGUAUUUAAACAGUAACAUAUAUAAGCUACAGAAUAAAGGGAAAAAACAGCAUACAGAAUAGUUUGCAGUGCAUUUUACAGCUUGACUUUAGCUUUGAUGCUCUAAAAUUGUUUUUUUACAAAAUAAUGCAGAAAAGUGUAAUCAUAAUUAUUUUAUUCCACAGGAAACUGCCAUCACAGUUGAAUGUGAAAGCUCCUUCAGAAACUGAACAGCAACUUCAAACAAGAGAAUUUCAACAGUGUUCAUCUGCUGCUGUUACUCAAAAGAACCUAAAGGAAAAUUCUGAAUUGUCUUCUUUCUUGAGGAAAUCUGCUCAUCCAGAUCCUAAUGGUUGGAUUCAUGUAGGGCGAAAACGUUUCACUCAAAAUAUAGAACAGGGUUGUCAGUUGAGGAAGCCUUGCCUGGUUUCACCAAAGCAUGUAGCAUCUUUGAACUAUGAAACGGAUCCAAGAAAAUGUUGCCUAAUUUCUCCUGAGAACGAUGUUCGAAAUUCAAGCUGUGAAUCAGACACAAGGAAAAGUGUCACACCAGUUCCAAAUCACUGGAUUCCUGUUCAACAGAUCCAUUCCAAUCUAAAAGUGGAAAAAUCAGAUCAGUUGAGCUGCAAAAGGCAAAAAAAAGGGAACUCUGUUGCUGAUCAUGAAUAUUUUCCUUCAUCUGCAAUUAUUAUGUUUGGCGGUUCUGGAGAUGUAAAUGAAAGUUCUAAUGCAAAUGCCAGCUGUUCAAUAGUAGGUAAGUUUCACACAGAUUCUCGUGAAGGAACUAGCAGUUGUACAAAAGAGAUUAAAAGUAAGUAUUUAAAAUUUUGUGAUGUUUGUAAGAGGUCUUAUGCUUCAAAGCAGUCUUUUUAUAAUCAUAAGAGUAAAUGUAAAGCUUCAUCUGGUUCAGUAACUGAACAGAUGAAGUAUCCAAGAACAUGUGGGUUGUGUAUGAAAUCCUAUUCAUGUAAGCAAUCAUUUUCCAAGCAUAAAAGAAAUUCUUGUAAACGUGAUUCUGAUGAGAUUAAAACUUUAAUAAAUUUCAUUUGUAAUAAAUGUAACAAAAAUUGUGAGACACGUGGUAAGUUUUUUAAUCAUAUAAAAGUUUGUAAUGGCGAGAACAAUAAAGAUAACUAUGUUCCAUGCAUCUUUCCUGAUUGUCAACUGACUUUUCGAUUUAUUAGUCAAUGUAAUAAACAUUUAGUUGAUGCCCAUAAUAUAAAUAUGCCUUUACUAGAGCAUACUUUUAAAUCUUUAUCAGACUUUCAUUUGUGGUUAGAAAGAGAAAGUGCUAAUUCGUUCAGUUCAUUUAAAAAGUGUUGUGGGAAGAAAAUUAAAGCCAAUAAAACAUAUCACUAUUACUGUUGUCAGUUUUAUGUAACGCAGACUAAAACAACAAGGCUGUCUAGCAGAAAAAAUGUUAAAGGCACUAUACCUGUGGAUAUGAAAUGUCCUUCAAGAAUUUUUGUGUGGGAGGAAGCUAAUCUCGUUAAAGUUAUUUUUCAUUCAAGUCGUAAUCAUGAGUUGUGCUUUGAAAAUACAAAAUUUCAACAAUUAAGUCAAAGUUGUCGUGAUCAGAUUAAAGCCUAUGCACAGUUAGGUGUCCCUACUGAACAAAUUCAGGAUAUUAUUAGAGAUGGGCUGGGAUCUCGUGGAAAUAGAGAUAGCUUAGAUGUUAAAGAGGUUUUUUAUAACACGAAAGCGUAUAAAUUAUUAUACAAAAUUGUCAGCAUCGUCGUUGCAUUCCCAUAGUAAUGAUUCACUUUCA